This is a messenger RNA of Cloeon dipterum, 6612 nucleotides long. It is a transcript of the gene sick, whose product is annotated as sickie. Gene Ontology annotation, biological process: neurogenesis; nervous system development. Bases 287 to 6028 code for a protein of 1913 amino acids. Gene Ontology annotation, molecular function: ATP binding; protein binding; ATP hydrolysis activity. The record is from RefSeq and is a predicted model, not a curated record. Lineage: Eukaryota; Metazoa; Arthropoda; Insecta; Ephemeroptera; Baetidae. The transcript has 35 exons.
UCCUGCACAUACACAACACGGCGGCCACGCCCUCCGUACUGUCAAAGUGUCAAAAUUAUCUGCGGUGCGAAUCCCGAAUUCGGCAUGAAGGGCGGCGGUGCCGACAUCGAGCCGAAAAAGUGAUCGAGCUGGCAGCACGACCGCAGGUCUCUAAAACGGCUGUAAUGGCCCUCUCAAGGCCCCAAGGAUGAAAGGCAGCAGUUGUCUCUGCUGCCUCCGCCUCGCAAUUUACGCAAUUUAAUUGGCCACAGCGCGAAAUUAUUGCUAAUUAAGGACGUAUAUCACGAUGGCAUCACCGCAGCAAACCAAGAAAUACACCGCCAAGGAGACUAUUGAAAUCUACAUCGACUGGGCCAACCACUACCUGGAGAAGGUGCACUCGAAGCGCAGGAUCCAAGAUCUGCAGACGGACGUUUGUGAUGGCAUACUGCUCUGUGAUAUUGUUGAAGCUGUCACAAAUCGGAAAAUUGCUAAAGUCAACCGGAAACCGAAGAACCCAACUCAAAUGCUGGAGAAUGUUAUCUCGUGUCUGUCGCUGCUCGAGUCGAUCGGCGUGGCAAUCGAAGGAGUAACGGCCACCGACGUGUGCGAGGGUAACCUGAAGAGCAUCCUCGGAUUGUUUUUCUCGCUGUCCCGGUACAAGCAGAAGCAGAGACGCGAGCAGCAGCAGCAGCAGAAGCAACAAGCAGCAGACUCAGCACCAGCGCCUGUCACUUCCUCCAAUUCCAAGAUGCCAUCGCCGCAGAACAAAAAGAGGAGCUCGGGCAUCCCGACGCCCGCCAGCCUCAGAAACUCCAACACGUCCAUUCCAGGCAGAGUUGGCAGCAGACCUGAAAGCAUGACCUCCGUGAGCAACAACGGCUCAGUUACAUCUCUAAUUCCUUCGAUGAAACCUGCUGUCCACAAUGAAAAAGGACACCAGAAAAGCGGUCUCCGACCUCCGUCCAUUGUCGGCCUGGCCGGCCUCAACAAUAACAAUUCACCUGUUAGCAGCGAUUACCACCCCACUAAGAAAGCCAAUGCAAACACUACCAGAAGCUAUAAUAGUUCUUCCACAACCAACUCUCAAAGACUGAACAAACAAGGGAUUGUCGGCUCAAAACGUACAAGCUCUUCCAGCGGCUUCAGCUCUGCGCGCUCAGAGAGAAGCGAUUCCUCAACUAGCAUAUCAAGCAUUCCAGCAAUAUCUCCAGUUGUAGUUCUACAAAGCAGUCAAAUCCAGCAGCGAUCUAAAAUUUCCAAGUCGGGUGGUUCUCCGCGAACAGCGCACAAAACGCACAAGAAGGAGCCGGCCGUGGUGCAGCACAGUCCAGUUCCUCAGCAAAAGCAAUCUCCUCCUCAGCCGCAAACCAAAGAGUGCUCCGCCAUCCCGAAGCCCAUGGCCGCCAUCAAGGGCACCGCCAAGGCCAUGCCAGAGCCACUCAACUACAAACGCCCUGACCCCAAGAACGUGGCCAUGGUGUGCCCCAUGUCUGUGAUCGAAAGAGUUCCAGAGGCCCCGGCGCCGAAGGAGGCCCAGCCGCCCCAGAUGAGCGAGCCAAUCAAAAUGCAGGACGUCACUCCAACCCCUGAAAUUGUCCUCCAGCCACCGGACGAGGCUGAGGACGACUUGAUCACCCCUAUGAAACCACUUAGUCUCAUCAGGCCUAGAUAUUCUUUUGAACACCACAAGGGUUUUGUCAAUUUGAGACCUGGCAGGCGGAAUUUCCUCUUUCGCAAUAAUUUUGGCAUGGGAUCCCCUAAUAACUUGGGCAACGGUUAUCUGUCUGACGGAGACGCCCUGAACCUGGGAAACGAUUCGGACUACAAUGAUGGAUAUAUGUCUGAAGGAGCGCUCUAUUUGAAGAGGACGCUCAGAGACAGCGUGGGCGACGACUCGAGUUCUGUGUCAAGCGAAGUUUCCGACCCACCAUUGAAUGAUUUGAGUAAUGACUGCCGCCAAUCCGAGAUGAGUAAUGGAUAUGGGCAGUCGGUUUCUAAACAACAUUACCAACACCAACUUAAUAACCAACAGCAUGUGCCUGAUGUGCAAAAGCAUGGUAGUAGAGUCAAGCUGAAGUCGAGUAGCUCGCAGCAAACGGAUUCCUCCUCGUUCAGGCAUGGCAACCAAUGGAAAAAAUAUCCGCUGCCGAUGGACUCGCAAGGGAAAGUGAUGACUGAGAAGCCGGAGCUGAGGAGAGGAAAGUCCGACCUGUGCGAAGACUCGCUCAAGAAGAUCAACAAGUCGCCGAUUAUCGCGAAAUCUUCCAAGAGUCAAGAGAGGUCAUCCAGUAGAUCAGGCAAAGAGGAAAGAAGUCGGCGUAGUAGUUCACAGCAGACCGAGUCCGUUACAAACCAACAACCUGCCAUUGGCAGAAUGUCCCCGUACACAAAUACCAGAAUCUCAAGCGGCAACUACAUGUACAUGCCCAAGAAGAGCAGCAGCAGCAGCGGCAGCAGCGUCGGCUCCAACAGCAAAAACAACAAGCUCAACAAUGAUGAAGUCAUUGCUCAACAGGGUGCCCCAGUUUUGAAAAACAAUUCUAUGGCUGGAAGCGGCAGUCCUCGGACCAGACAGUCCAAAGUCAAAAUCAGCGGCGGCACGCAAACCAACAACAUUGAUACUCCUCCGUUGAAUGCAGGCGAUUACAACAAUUCUCCUAGCCGUAGAGGUUCCGCUAGUAGUUACAAAUCGUAUUCAUUAACUGUGCAAGGAGCAUCCAAAUUGUCUGCAAACAUUAGAGAACGCUUAAUGCUUGGAGCUGAAAACGCACACACGCUGCCGAAGCAGUCGAGCAUCGACAGCGCCACCGCCGAGAUGGGCAUGCAAAACCCUGGCCUGACGCAGUACAACUACCAGCAGCAGCAGCAGUCGCCCGCGGCGGCCAGGGUGGGCACCAAGGCGCCGCCCAGGUUCACGGACGGCUCGCUCAGCGACACGGCCUACUCGACCUACUCGGAGCUCACGGGCAACAGCACAAUCGCGAAUAAUAUUUACGGCAGCCGCGCCACAACCGAAGCCGGCAGCCCCUACUCCUGGCUCAGGCACAGCUCAACCUACAACGCCUCCAUCGCCAGGUGUAAUGCCAACUCUUUGACCGAUAGCACAGACUCUCUGUCGUCAUUGGGCUCGUCUCAGCACAGAGCGUCCCUCUCUCACGCCAGAGUUCUCUUCCAAAACAGAGAAAGCCCGCAGAAUUCGAGACUAAACCGCAGCAACAGCAUCAGAAUCCAAACACUAAUUGAUCCUAUCUUCUGCGAAUUUGAAAACCAAAGCCAUAUUAGGACAUUUCCAAGGUCGACAAAGUCGGAAAAACUGUAUCCGUCGAUGCUGCAACGCUCCGAGGAUAUUCUCCACGAUCCCUAUUACUACACUGUCCAGGGCAACGGCCAGGUCAAGGGUCCCGGCAUCCCUGGCAGUGCCGAAUCGCAACCCACUAGCCCAACCCAAGCUUCCAAUAGACAUUCCGGCCCUGGUAGACCCUCGACAAUUUCUCCAUACGCUGCUCCGAAGGCUGUCCCUGCGAAGAAUGACGAUGUCAACGGCUCUUCGCUUAGUCUAGUGUCGACAGCCUCCUCCCUCUACAGCACCGCGGAGGAGAAGCAAGCCAAUGAAAUCCGAAAAUUGAGGAGGGAAUUGAUCGAGGCUCAGGACAAAGUGCAUACGCUCACAAGCCAACUAUCCACAAAUGCCCAUGUUGUGUCUGCAUUUGAGCAGUCUCUGGCCAACAUGACGCAGAGAUUGCAGCAAAUGAUUGCUAGUUCAGAGAAAAAGGAUAUGGAGUUGCAAGAGCUGAGAGGAACCCUUGAGAUGCUCCGGCAGCAGAGUAUGGACCCUGGAGUGCCCAAUGGUCAAAUCGAACCCGAAAAAUCAUCUCCGAUGCACCGUCAACUGUCGAUAGACUCGGUUUCCAGUCUCUCGUCGGCGUGCAGUGGUGCUUCUUCUGGCAGAAGAGUGGCCUUGAACAAGAAAACAAAGAAGGGCUGGCUGAGGAGCUCAUUCAGCAAAGCCUUUUCUCGCAACAAGAAAGAUCAGCUGGGCCAAUUGUCGCUCUCAGACAUCGAGGAUGGCAAAAACGAACUCAAUCCCAGCGAAUUGUCGGCCCCGGCUUCACCAAUGCUCUUCUCCCAGAAGCACCACCACCACCACCACCAUCAACACAAUGUUGAGUCUUCAAACAAUAGCGAGGCUGAUGAUGAAGAACACCCACUCAACGGAUCUCCAUCUGCCAUUUACAGCCAAGCUGAUGGUUCGGGCACAAACGUGGUUCAGGAACUGCAACGGCAGCUCCGAGAAAAAGACCUCGUGCUGACUGACAUUCGGUUAGAAGCACUCAGCUCUGCCCACCAACUGGAAUCUCUGAAAGACACUGUCCACAAAAUGAGGGGCGAGAUGCUGAGUUUGAAGCAGGACAAUGAGAGACUGCAGCGGAUUGUGACCAGCAAAUCGCUCACUUCAUCACAGUCUUCCCUUCCGCUGCAGGACAACAAUCCAGAACACUUUGCUCUGUCGGAAAAUGCCUCGCCAACUGCAACAGAAUUUAAUCCCGUGUACGGAGACGCACAAGGGACGAAAGUGCGCGUGACCGUGAUCACCAGCGGAAAACACGUGUGCAGUCCGACUACGGCGGAGCCGGAGGAGCUGGAGGGCGCGACCGAGUGCCUGAUCGCCACCAUCUGCGUCGGGCCCAAGAUGCCGUGGGAGGUGCUGGACUCGCUGGUGCAAAAGGCCUUUGUCGAGUACCUCUCGUGGCUGGACCCUGCCAGCAGCCUUGGUCUUCAAGCAGAGUCGCUCUUCGGCUACCACUUUGGCGAGGUGCAGCGGCUGUGCGGCGGACACUCGUCAAUGCCGGACCUGCUGCCCUGCGGAUACCUGGUCGGCGACGACGUGGCCAUCAGGGUGUGCGUCAAGGCCGCCCAGCACGCGGCCAGCAUGGACGCCCUCACUUUUGAAACGCUCAUUCCAAAGGCUUGGAUCCAAAGGUACAUCAACAUGCUCAGCGAACACCGAAGGAUAAUUUUCUGCGGCCCAAGUGGAACUGGGAAGAGUUUCCUUGCCAACAAAUUAGCACAAUAUUUGGUUCAGCGAGAAGGAAAAGAAGCCACUCCAGAAGCCAUUGCUUCCUUCAACGUGGACCACAAAAGCAGCAAGGAGCUGAAGCAGUACCUGGCCAACAUCUCGGAGCAGUGCGAGAACAACGCGGCCGCCGAUCUCCCCUCGGUGAUCAUCCUGGACAACUUGCACAACGUGUCGAGCAUGUCGGACAUGUUCAACGGCUUCCUGAGCGCGCGCUUCCCACACUCGCCGUACAUCAUCGGCACGAUGAACCAGACGACGUGCUCGUCGACCAACCUGCAGCUGCACCACAACUUCCGGUGGGUGCUGUGCGCCAACCACUUGGAGCCGGUCAAGGGGCUGCUCGCCAGGUUCCUCAAGCGCCGCCUGCUCGACCUGCAGAUCAAGAGUGGCGUCCAGAAUUCGGAACUGUGCAACAUCUUUGAUUGGAUUCCAAGGGUGUGGCACAACCUGAACAAAUUCCUGGAGAUGCACAGCUCAAGCGACGUGACCAUCGGGCCUCGCCUGUUCCUCUUGUGCCCGGUGGAGGUGGCCGGCUCGCAGGUGUGGUUCACUGACCUGUGGAACUACUCCGUGGUGCCCUACCUGCUGGAGGCGGUGCGCGAGGGCCUCCAGCUGUACGGCCGGCGCGGUCCCUGGGAGGACCCCACGCGUUUCAUCACUCAGACCUACCCUUGGAGCAGCGACGCCGUCCAGGGCGGGCCUGACGCACUCAUCAAAUUGAGACCUGAAGAUGUUGGAUACGAGACGCAGAAUCCCACCACACAAACCUCCUCAUCGCCGCCUGGAACUGCACAGUCGACUUCUAACAGUGGAGGAGAAGCUGAUCCACUUUUGAACAUGCUGAUGCGGCUGCAAGAAGCCGCCAACUAUUCUAGUCCACACAGUGACUUGGAGCUGUCGGUGGACGCCGCUGGCGAGAAGACGAGCCACCGAGAAACCAGCGUCAUUGUCCUCGACGAGCACGACUAACACACCCCCGUUUCGAGACCGCCUUCGUUUAUUUUGAUUAGAUAAAUGGAACUAAAUACUUAAUGGCAAAAUCACCAUUGUACGUAAACUGAAUUUUUUGGAUGAUUAUUUUCAGCGUUAUAUGUGAUAAGAUUUUGCUUAUAUAUUUAUUAUUAUCAUAUGUAUUUUGUGUGCGAGAGAAAAAAUUGAUAACACUUCAUCUGGUCUAAAUAUCCCUAAAAUGGAUGUAAAUAUUGUUUAUAUACAUUUCGUGACUCAACCGUGAUGCCUAAUUUUGUGACAAAUUAUUAAAUGAAAUCGUGGCCAUUCUUUGGACAGCCAUACAUUUGUAGAGCAUUUUGUACAUUUUUCUAAUCCUCGUCACCCUCAUUAUAUGUUAUUGGAAUAAAUGAAUUGGCCUUUACGUCGUCGUGCAACUUAAAUAAUGAAUGUGAACACUUUAAACGGAAAUUCGCAUAUUAUGGAAGAAGUCACAAUGGCCUUUUUUGUAGGUUCAAUAAUUUUGUUGAAUCCACCACUGUUGAUGGCUUGUAUUGAAAAUAAAAACAGAACUAACCAACCUGAAAUGGAUAUAUAUAAAGAAA